This is a messenger RNA of Triticum dicoccoides, 1431 nucleotides long. RefSeq lists its product as uncharacterized. The record is from RefSeq and is a predicted model, not a curated record. The transcript has 2 exons. Bases 267 to 1202 code for a protein of 311 amino acids. NCBI's taxonomy places the organism in Eukaryota, Viridiplantae, Streptophyta, Magnoliopsida, Poales, Poaceae.
CCUUAUUAUGCUAACACCCCGACCCACCUUAGCUACAACUCUUCCCUGCACCGUCGAACCACCACCAAGCCUCCCCUGCAGCUCCUCCCCAAGCCUCUCCCCGCAGCAUCAGUCCCGGCCGCCCCCUAACCACCUCCUUCCCCGCAUUGCGUCCGGCCUCCACUCCUCCUUUCCUGGCCAGCCACCGGCCAACCGUGGCACCCCACUACUCGAUCCCGUCGCUCGUUGAUGAGGAGGGCCGGAUCCAGGCGCUGCGGACCCGCACGAUGCCCCGCCACAGGAAGCGCCUCCACCUACCUAUGCCGAGAGAGGCAGAUGCGACGGCUACCACGGGAGGGCUGGCCCCUGCGGCGGAUGCGAACUACCACGAAGAUGGAUCGGAGCAGCCCCGCCUCCCGGCGUCGAGAUCUGUGAGGCCCCGGCCACUACGCGCCGGCCCCGCCAUGAAUCAGGUGGUCGUUGUCACUGUUGCCUCAAGCCAGGGCACCGUCAUCGCUGCCGCAGAUGCGGAACCCAGUGAGGAGCCCGAAGCGCGAUGUCGUCUUGGCAUCUGCCGAGUCUGGUGGUCGCCUGAAUCCCGUGCGCAAUCAUCUGCUCCUCGGCGGCUGCUCUUCGACAGCCACACGAAGCUCCUCCUCUUCUCUGAAACCUUGCACGUGCAGCUCGCUGGCACACUGGCGCAUGGCGCGCAGUACGACACUCCUGUUGGUGCAGCCCGCUGGCUGCACCUACGCGCUACGACGACAAAGUCCCCAGGAUCAAGAUGCCGGGGAGCAUCGCGUGCAGCUCGUUUUUGCUCAUCGUGUAGCUCGUCGCGGCCCAGGUUGCAGCUCGGCUUGCUGCGGCCUGCAGUCUGCUUGAGUGGGAGCAUAGUUCGUCACUCGAUGGGUGCAAGAGUCUGCCGGCCAGCCGAGCUUGCCUUUCUUAUGUCUUUUUUCUUCAGUUUGGAUGGUUGUAUGUCUCAGUUUGCUCCGCGCAUCAUGCAUUUCAGCACCACUUUCGGCAUCUCGUCCCAUUUUGCAGUCUGGUGCCACGCGUUCAAUUCAACAGCGAAAAACAACAUGCAGUUGGCCGACCCGUGCAGUUUUGGUGUAUUUUUAUGCCUUAACCGUGCAGCUAGACCGGGUUCUCCCAACGGAGUUCAGAGGUUUGGGGUAUUCAGUGUACUCCCAAUCACCCAUGUAGUACAUUUUUACUGUUAAGUUUUGCUUUGUUCUGCCUAUGUGAAGAUGUAUUUUGCUCUCCUGGGCACUGCAGCACCCGAACGAGUGCACCGCAUGAAGAUCCUAGGCGAACAGCUCUCCUGGGUGUCCUCUAGAAGCAGCUGGUAGCCAUGUCCCUCUGAAUGAGGAGUAGUUGUUGCCAUCACUGCCGUGCGUCGUGUGUUGAGGUAGCUGAAUACAAACCGGCUGCUUGACAUUGAGGAAAGCC